AUGGCAAGUAACAAUACUAAUAUGAAGAAAGUUGCUAAAAAGGCAGAAGAACCAUCGAGUGUACAGAAACUACUUGCUUCGCUGCAGCAAGCACAAACCAAAGGAAGUCAAGAUUCAACAAAUGAACCAUCUACAGUGAAACCAAAGAAAAAUGAUAAGCGAAAAAAAUGUGUGGAAGAGAAAAAGAAACCGCAGAGCGCGAGUGUCGGAGCUCGAAUGCAACAGCAGGCUGAGAAUGCAAGGCAGCAAACAACAAAACGACCUCGUCAAAUUUCAAGUUCGAAAGGAACUGGUCGUGGCACGGUCGGAUCAGAUUAUUCCCAGCACCAACAACAACAACCCACUCAAUAUCAGCAAUACAGAGGGCCGCGAAUUCCAGCUGAUAUUCUUGAUGAGCUGGAGUUCCGAUUCAUUAAUAACAUGGUAGAAUGUGAAAUCAAUGACAACAUUCGCGUUUGUUUCCAUCUUGAGCUUGCUCAUUGGUAUUAUAUUGACCAUAUGGUCGAAGAUAAUAAAUAUACAGGAUGCCCCAACGUUGGUUCGCGUGACUUCACAGUUCAGAUGUGCCAGCAUUGUAAAGUUUUGCGUAAAUAUGCUCAUCGAGCAGAUGAGGUGAUUGCCAAGUUCAGAGAAUAUAAAUCAUCCGUUCCAACAUAUGGAGCCAUUCUUGUGGAUCCAGAAAUGGAACACGUCAUUCUCGUGCAAUCAUACUUCUCGAAAGGAAAUAACUGGGGAUUCCCUAAAGGAAAAAUCAACCAGGACGAACCUCCUCGCGAUGCUGCCAUUCGUGAAACUUUCGAAGAGACUGGCUACGAUUUUGGAAUUCAUUCCGACAAGGAGAAAAGAUUCCAACGAUUUAUCAAUGAUGGCAUGGUUCGACUAUAUUUAGUGAAGAAUGUUCCGAAAGAUUUCAAUUUCCAACCACAAACUCGCAAAGAAAUCAGAAAAAUCGAAUGGUUUAAAAUCGAUGAUUUACCAACUGAUAAAUCAGAUGAGUUGCCUGCAUAUCUACAGGGAAACAAAUUCUUCAUGGUGAUUCCUUUUGUGCGGGAUAUUCAGAAUUUUGUGCAGAAAGAGAGAGAUAGAAUGAGAAGACGUCAAACAGAAGCUUCCACCACAGUCUCUUCUCGUCCAACAGAAUCAUCUCAAUCUUCUAUUCUGUCUCAAUUGUUUCCGGCUUCAUCUGAAACUAACCAACCUUCUUCUUCGUCAACACGACCUGUAUACAAACGGCUCACAAGUGAAGAACUGUUCUCAGCUUUCAAAACUCCGCCUACCCAAGACACCAAUGAGAUAAGUCGUCCAACUCUCCCCGAAAUGUCACCCGCUGUUAAUGGAUUGGAUUCCCUAGCAGUACUUGGUUUGUGCACACCUUUGAAACCAGGGGCGAGUCUGAAUCAAUUCUCAGUGCCAUCACCAAACUGUCCGAUUAUAUCUGAAGAAGUCGGAAGCCCAAUAGAAUUCUCUUCAAAUGAUGAAAUUGGAUUCGUGAUGCCAACUGAUUUGCAGCAGCCAGUAGUAACCACAGAUCAUCCAUGGCAACACAACAAGUCCGGGGAAAGCAGUGCUCCUCCACCACGAACACUUGAAUCACAUCCAGGAUGGCUCGAUACUCAAUUGGUUAACACUAUCAUGAAUUCACCAAACCAACCUAUUCCAUCUUCUAAUUCUCCUGCCACUCCAACUACCGUUUUUGGUCACUUGAUUGGAAAACCAAUCCAACCACAAGCAAUCCUUCCUCAAGCUGCUACACCAACUGCUUUAGGGAGCGCUGAAAAACCAAAAAGCUCGAAAAUAAAUUUGAGCGAUAAUUCAGCCUUCAAGGCUAUCAACUCAUCACAAAAACAAUCUGUACCAAAAGCAACGGCGCCACCCUCUUCGGAAAAGAUUCGAUCAGCAUCAUUGAGUGGAAAUACAAAACCUGACACACGGAAAGCAACUCACAGCCUGUACAACUCUGUCGUUUCUCCAGUUUCCAGUGAAAUUCCAUCUAUUCAAGAUGACGAUCCGAGCAUGUGGGAAGAGGGUUGGUACCGUGAGCAGCUUGCAGCUACUGCAGGAACAAGUAUAUCUUCUCUCACGGCUUCUAACCAGGAACUUUCCAUGAUAAAUAGAGACACUCCUGUUGAGCAACGUAAUCAAUAUAUGAAGCAAGUCUACCAACCUGUUCCAACUAAUUCGAAAAGUGAUCUGGUCCCGUUAUGUCAACAGUGGACAAAGAAAAUCCACCUUAACGCUGAAUACAUCGCUGGCCCGCUCGAAGUCUGGAUUCAACAAUUUUCCAUCAAUAAUCAACCACCCAAUGCUGUCCUCUAA
Caenorhabditis remanei is the source of this 2316-nucleotide messenger RNA. RefSeq lists its product as uncharacterized. The transcript is spliced from 7 exons. Gene Ontology annotation, biological process: deadenylation-dependent decapping of nuclear-transcribed mRNA; nuclear-transcribed mRNA catabolic process, nonsense-mediated decay. The record is from RefSeq and is a predicted model, not a curated record. NCBI's taxonomy places the organism in Eukaryota, Metazoa, Nematoda, Chromadorea, Rhabditida, Rhabditidae. Gene Ontology annotation, molecular function: manganese ion binding; 5'-(N(7)-methylguanosine 5'-triphospho)-[mRNA] hydrolase activity; RNA binding. Gene Ontology annotation, cellular component: P-body; cytoplasm. Bases 1 to 2316 code for a protein of 771 amino acids.